GGAGCAAAUGUGCACAAUAUUUGAGGAACUGGCAGUUAACCCCCCAGGCGGAGCGGAGGAGAAACAAGAUAACAACUUUCAUCCUGAGGUCCACUACCUCCACCCAGUUUUCAAUGGUGCCUCAAUCAGAGGGACUUCUGGACCUAGGCAAACGAGUACACCGACAACCUCGUGGGGCAGUUUGAUGACCGCGACGAGUCCUUCUACGACGCUGAAGACGCUUUAUCAUCUCACAAAUCAUCGCAUGGAUGUAACGUAUCGGCAGUACAUUCAGGGGAUUCGGUUGAUUUCUCGACUAGCCUGACUAGUGAGGAAUACUUCGAGGCAGCUUCGGAAAUAUCCAGGCUUCACCUCAAAAGAAGCUGGAGCUGCGACAAUAUGGCGAAGGAUGAAGCAUCAGAUUUACAUUUCGGACGCCCAAACGGUUCAGCUCUUGAGAUCCGCUUUUCCAACCGGCUAACUUUUGGUCUAAUAGGAGAUCGAACUGACAAACAUGAAUGUCCCUUGAAACAGCUCAGAGAACGAGUCGCGAUGGAUUUGAAAGAAGGAAACGGGUGCACGGCUCUGUACUGGUUGAGAGGCUGGAAAACCUUCCGUGACAGUUCAAUACCCAGGUGGAGAGGAUUUAGCAGAGGAAAGUUCUCUGGAAGGAGCUCCCAAUAUAUUCCGAAGCCGAAAACACUAAAACAACGUCAAGAAAGCAUCCAGCAAGAUUCUCAAGAUCACACCGACAAUCGAGAGCAGACCGAAACGACUCGGAAGAAAGAUCCCAAGCAAAUAAGGGUCCACUCCUCGAGAACUCACAGAAGCCUGCACGGCUUGACGAAAUACGCGCAGCUAAGAAGAAAUUGCCAGAUUUGA
Haemonchus placei is the source of this 861-nucleotide messenger RNA. NCBI's taxonomy places the organism in Eukaryota, Metazoa, Nematoda, Chromadorea, Rhabditida, Trichostrongylidae. The record is from the annotation of a GenBank genome assembly.